AUGUGUCUCUCCCUUUCGAAUAGAUCACCGUUAAUUGAGAAAACAGGUCAUCGCGGGAUUUUUGGGCACAGCAUGUCAAUCGUGGCCAUGUGUGACAUCCAGAUUCUAACGGGACUCGGAAUCCUUAUCAGCGCCUAUGCAAAUUUGUGCAAAGGGAUCUCGGCCUACCACUUCUUGGUGAUAGGACACGUCGCAUGGUUUUCCAAUCUUACCCACAUCGCUGGUCUCACGGUCCUCCGCCGCUACCUCUUCCUUCACCCAGUCGAGAAAUGGGUCCGACUUUUCCUCAUGAUAACUUUAACCAUCAUGCUACUCGUGGCUAUGGGUCCAACAGUCUUUUUUGAUUGGGCGCAGACGGAUGGGUUUUCAAGCACUCCCGGUACGGAUGCUGUCUACUGGCUGCUUGUCUCUGGGAUCUGGGGCACAAUUAAGCUGCUCCAGGCAAGAUCUUCAGCCGAGGUUGAGGAAAACGACUGGUCUUUCGGUCAGAUUCUUCCGAUCUUUCUUCUUCUUGGGCCACUCGUUACUAUAUUCCAACUUUUCUUUGAACACGACCCAGAACUACCACUGCCACACCGAACGACCUUCUAUGAGCUACAGGAUUGCUAUCCCAUGGACGCACAUAUCCAUUCCGUGGAUUUAGAAGAUGAACCAAUGAACCCGGCUUCUGUAUCAGACGAAAUGUUUGACUUCCGUUACCGGCUUGCUCAUUCGAUCAAUCGCAACUAUUACGAUGUUACGACAUGUCCAUGGAUUGCUCCAGCUAUUGUUCUCUUGGGUCUUCAAGUUGUUAUGGUAACGCUGAUGCUCCUCAUAUUUGCCGUUCUUCGGGAAGGGCGCAUCAGCGCGCCAAUUUUGUUCCAGGCUUACUCCUUUGUCCUUUGCGUUGAAUACCCGUCGGCUUGCUUUAUCUUCAUUUUUUUGAGCAUCUUGUACGAAAAGUAUGCCCCUCUAGGAGCUCCGAAACUGGGAUAUUGGAUCGUGAUGUUGGUUCUACUUGGUUACUCAUUGUUCCCCGUACUGGUUAUCUUCGAUAUUCCGGUUCGCCGUGAUCAUAAGGCAUUGGGUGGUGUUCUUGGAGUGGGCGAUUCAGUGUCCUUCAAAGGUUUCAUGGUAAGGGGUGCCCUUGCUGUUGCUGGCGUGUUGCCACUUGACUUGAUAGAAGGUUAUCGGGGAAAAUUGUCAAUGGAGAUGGGCUAUUUCGGAGCAACAGGCUUUCUUACCCAGAAGUUUUACACAUAUUACAACACUAGUAUGAUUGCAAUGUGGGCCUCUGUCGGAUAA
Ilyonectria robusta is the source of this 1284-nucleotide messenger RNA. RefSeq lists its product as uncharacterized. Lineage: Eukaryota; Fungi; Ascomycota; Sordariomycetes; Hypocreales; Nectriaceae. The transcript has 4 exons. The record is from RefSeq and is a predicted model, not a curated record. The coding region runs from base 1 to 1284 and encodes 427 amino acids.